AUGCAGGAGCUAAAAGGUCAAUCUUGUGCCGAUCUGCUGAUAUUGCAGUGGAAACAAGGGACCGGGCGCACACCCAGUUGGCAACAAACUCGAUCGGUGAACUUCCACCUCGAGGACCCAAAUGAUCUUUCUAGUGUUCUUCCUGCCUGGUCAAAGGCGUGUAUCAUCGUUGCCGAUUCAGUUGCGAUUGAGCGGUGUUCACAAUGCCGACAGUCCUUCACUGAUGCGUUUCGUAUGCCUCGAUUUUGGUGGUCAUACUAUUUUCGAAAAGGGAAUGGGGGUUUUGGAUGCGAAAGCACACGGCAUGCUGGAUUGACCACUGGCUUUAAUACUUGGUCCAAGUUCGCGGUGAAAAUGGUAGAACAAGAUACUAGAUUCAGAUGGUAUCAUACUAAUAUCUUCACCCGAUGGCUGCCCUCAACAAAACAAACCGUGGUCCUCGCCUUUGAUCUCGAUCCACCAGUCAAAGAACGCUUUCUGAGAGCGGCGAUGAAUCCAGACGAAACCUGGCUCAACGAUCCAUUCUGGGUCUAUCCAUAUCUAGUCGAACAAAUUGCUCUUACUCAGGAGCCCGCUGUUUGGGGUAUUCGAGACCAUGUCCGAGGGAUGGAGACAGAAGCAAAACCAGAAGGCAGACCCCAGCCUGACUACCGACGCCUCCAUGAUAUCGCCCGACAUGCGAUUCAUGUGAAUGAAACACUCGACGUUGCUCUUAAAAACUUGGAGCAUAUAUUGACACAUCAUGAGGACUUUAUGAACCUAAAGCCCGAGAAUGCCUGUGUUGCUUCCGAAGAUAUCCACUCUCGUCUGCGAUCCUGGGAGUCAUUCAUCAGCAAUCUUCGAUUUCGAUCCAUCUCAAACGAAAAGAGAUUGCAAAAUGAGAUUCAGCUCGCAUUCAAUACCGUGGCGCAGCAUGAUGCCGGCGUAACACUUGAGAUUGGCCGGGCAACACAAAUAGACAGUGCUACCAUGAAGACCAUCGCCUUCGUGACACUUACAUUCCUCCCUCCUACGUUCAUCUGUGCAAUCUUCAGCAUGUCAUUUUUCGAUUACGGUAGUGACUCUGGCUGGACCAUGUCAAGCAAAUUUUGGAUAUACUGGGUGUUCGCCAUACCAACCACGGUUUUCACAACUCUUGUAUGGACUUACUGGCCCGAUAUACGUCGCAUGCUGUUUUCGAAAGAUGAAUAA
Penicillium paradoxum is the source of this 1191-nucleotide messenger RNA. RefSeq lists its product as uncharacterized. The record is from RefSeq and is a predicted model, not a curated record. Gene Ontology annotation, cellular component: membrane. Gene Ontology annotation, biological process: metal ion transport; transmembrane transport. Bases 1 to 1191 code for a protein of 396 amino acids. NCBI's taxonomy places the organism in Eukaryota, Fungi, Ascomycota, Eurotiomycetes, Eurotiales, Aspergillaceae. Gene Ontology annotation, molecular function: metal ion transmembrane transporter activity. The transcript is spliced from 3 exons.